Penicillium salamii is the source of this 3795-nucleotide messenger RNA. NCBI's taxonomy places the organism in Eukaryota, Fungi, Ascomycota, Eurotiomycetes, Eurotiales, Aspergillaceae. The record is from the annotation of a GenBank genome assembly.
AUGAGUGGCAGCAAUCGCUCUAUCCAUCCGGAGGAGCUGUUUAUCAAUGAUACCGUUCAAGAAUCACCGGUCAUCGGUCCUCUGCGCAUCAGCAAGCGGGACUCAUCCUCUCCAGCUUCGGCCUCGGGUUCAAGUCCCCCACCAAAUGCCCCGCUGCCCUACCCCGAUGACCGUCAACGUCCUCAAAUGCGCAGUUCGAGCUCAAAUGAUCGGUACCAUGAUGUCCGAUAUGGCUCGCCGCCAGCUGGCCCUGGUUCCGGCUCCGUGAGCCCAAAUGAUUACCCUUCAGCUUUGCGCCCGCGGGACGGUCGUGAGCCCCGUGUUGCAACACUGGCCGAGCGCAGAGGUGCCGCUCCUAAACCGCUACCUGAAUCACCAGGUCAUGAUGCGCCAGAUCGCGAAGCUCUAGCUGCGAGACCUUAUCCUCGUCCCCCGGCCGGACCUGUGCCUGCCCCACCAGCGGAGGCAACCACGAAUCAAUAUGACUACCGUCAACAAUAUUACCCGCCUCCCCAACGACAAAGUUCUGUUUCUGCGGCCCGUCCCCCAUCCAGUCUACAACCCCCGCAAGGUCCGCUCAACCGUAUCAGCUCAACCGCCUCGACAUCAACAACUCGCGCCCAGCGUGGCUCACCCCCUCCACCGGAGACACCAAUAGUCGGACCUGGCCAACAGCCCAGUUCUGAUAUCGAGGCUAGAUAUGCCGCGGCUGGUAUUGCCGGAACCGGCACCCUCCAGGGCAUCCAAUCGCACAACGUUGCAGCCCAAAGACGAGCGCAACAAUACUCAGGCCAGCAGCCGACGUUCCAGCAGCCCUCUCAGCCUGCUCAACCGCGUCCAUGGACUCCGACCGAGCAACCCGGGUCUCAACCCCAUGGCCCUCCCACUGUCUACCAGGGUGAUGACAUCGUGAGCGAGGAUAGCCACGCUGCUGCUCACCCUGGCCAGUAUCAUAGCCCACCGCCCCAGGUCCCAGGAGGAUACAGCAGCCCACCGCCACAGACCCAUCCAGGUCAAUACGGCUCACCGCAACCGCAAGCUCAUCCGGGUCAAUAUAACAGCCCGCCACCUCAAUCCCACCCAGGUCAGUACAACAGCCCACCACCGCAGGCCCACCCAAGUCAGUAUGCCGCGUCGCCAUCCCAACAUCACCCUUCUCCUGUGUCACAGCAGCAGCAGCAGCAACAACCAGGAAGGGUGCCAUCAAAUCCUUUGGAACAAGACAUGGAGCGGAUGCGCCUUAGCUCCUCCCCCCCUCCUGCCUACUCAAGUGUAUCUGGCCCCUCCCCUUCGAGUAGCUACCCGGUUGAAAAGCCAGGUGCUGCUGCUGCUAGUGGAGCUGCAGCCGCAGCUGGAGCUGCGAUGAUGCACCCAGCUCUAGCAAACCAGUCUCACCCUACUGUAGGAACUACAGCCUCUCCUGCGCCGUCAGUCUCAAAUCAAGACCAUCCUGCCUUUGCAAAUGACCCAAGACAGCAGCAGCAGACGCAACAACAGCAGCAGCAGCAACAGCACCAAGUGGGACAAUCCUCUCAAGCCUCUGUUGCUAGUGACUUGUCUGGGUUCCAUCAUCAGACAAUUCAAGUCACCUCUCCUGGACCUUCUGCCGCGACCCCUGCAUCUCCGCCACCUCUCCCCGAAGGAUGGAUUGCCCACAUGGACCCAGGCUCCGGGCAAUAUUAUUACAUUCAUCUGCCCACACAGUCCACCCAAUGGGAGUUCCCAAAAGGACCUACGCCGCUCAACCUCAACGAUACACCCUUGUCUCCAGUCGGAAGUGUAUACAGCGCCCACCCACUGGCUUCUCCAGGCCUUUCAGCUUUCGGCAAACAGCCUCUUGCAUCUCCUGGUGUGCCGAUGACCCCUGGCUUUGAAAGCUUACAGUCCCCUGUGGUGACUGGGUUCUCUGGGCCUCCGCCAAGCAGUGGAAUGGACUUGUACAAGACUGCGCCGACCAAUGGGGUCUACUUUGGGCCUUACUUACGCUACACCAAUAUGGACCUUGAGCGUGGUCUUUGGAUGGGGUCUAUUUUACUGGUUACGGAUGCCGCACAGCCACCAACAAUCCACAUGCAUCAAAGUAUGGACCUGUCACCAAACCCGCGCCAGCUCAAGGCGAACAAUAUCGCCGCUCACCAGCGGUGGACCUUCUACAAAUAUGAAAUUGAUCUGCAGAUGGACGAUGCCGGCCCUGCGAAGUGGACAUAUGCUAUCACUUCCCACCUGGGUUGCACUCGCUAUGAGUUCCUUGUCGCUGGUCGACAUGAAACUAACUGGCGAUUCAUUGCCACUUCUGGGAAUGACUUCUCGCUCAAUGUAAACGCUAAUGAGCGUGCUCGCCUGGGCGGUGCAGGUUACAUGUGGAAAGACAUCAUGCAGAAGCAUAAUGAGAUUGGCGGAUUCCACACCCAAUUAUGUCUCGGUGGCCAGAUUUAUGCAGACAGGAUGUGGAAGGAUAUUCCGUCGCUCAAGCAGUGGCUGACUAUUAGUGGAAAGGAAGCUCGAAAGAAUGCUCCUUGGACUGCAGCUCAACAGCAGGAUGUCUCCCAUGCAUACUUCCAUUACUACACCAGCCAUUUCGAUCAGCCCUAUAUCAGGGAAUCUUUUGCGCAAAUCCCUUAUAUCUGUCAGAUCGAUGAUCAUGAUAUCUUUGACGGGUUUGGCUCGUACCCUGAGCACAUGCAGUUCUCGAACAUGUUCAAGAACAUCGGCCGCAUUGGGAUUGAAAUGUAUCUCCUCUUCCAGCAUCAUACAACCCUUGAUCUCCUUCGCAAUGUGAACAACGAUAUGGAUCUUUUCACUAUCACUGGGACAGGCUGGCACUUCGUCAAGUACCUUGGACCCGGCGUUGUUGUCGUCGGUCCAGAUUGCCGCUCGGAGCGAAACCCUCAUCAGGUCAUGGCAGGUCCCACGUACCAGGGUCUCUUCCCGAAAAUCGCAAUGCUUCCGCCGAGUGUGCAGCAUUGCCUUUGGAUGGUGGCGGUGCCGCUCAUCUACCCUCGACUGGAAACGGCAGAGCAUAUUGCUCAAACCGUCGCUACAGGAAAACGUGCAGUGACCGGUGCUUAUAAUGUCCUGGGUAAAGUCACAAGCUCUGUGGCUGGCGUGGUAGGUGCCAAGGAUUUUGUUGGCUCUGGCUUCGACUCGGUGAAGCGGGCUGUGGGAAAAUCAGGCCUGAUGGGCGGCAUUUUGAGUCCAUUUGGAGAAUUCAAUUCCAUGGAUGAGUUGCGAGAUCAGUGGACGCAUGAAUCUAAGGAUCUCGAGCGCACAUACCUUAUCCGCACUCUCCAAGGCAUAGCACAUCAAAAGUCUCUCCGUAUGACCUUCCUCUCCGGUGCUGUGAACGUGUGCGGCGCUGGUCUUGUCCACGACCCUUCAAACCCCUCGGAUCACAAGACCAUGUACCAGCUCAUCGCCUCUCCCGUCGUCAACACCCCUCCCCCAUCAUACAUCAUUAAGCUCUUGCACAGCCAUAACAAGCCACUGUACAUCCCCGCAAAUGGUCACCGAUCAUCCCCUCAGCCCAGCGACACCAAGGAGGACAUGAUGGAGAUAUUCCAGACAGACGUCAAUGGUCAAGCCCGCGAGCAUCGCAAGCUCAUGGGUCGUCGGAAUUAUGUUGCCAUUGUUGCUUAUGACCCGGAGACUGUGAGCUCGCCCUAUGGGCAACUGCACCCUGGGUCACAGAGCAAGCUGAGCCUUGCCGCGGACUUUAUGGUACAGGGCGAAGGAGCUCUUGGAAACGUGGUCAAGUUCGGUCCUGUGAUCGUGCCGAGCUUGGAACAUGGAAAGUGA